Messenger RNA from Parnassius mnemosyne (clouded apollo), 1308 nucleotides. The record is from the annotation of a GenBank genome assembly. Lineage: Eukaryota; Metazoa; Arthropoda; Insecta; Lepidoptera; Papilionidae.
AUGGCUCUCAAUUCGGACAGUGAACAGAAAUCGAACCUGGUCCUCCGCGUAGACCAGGAUUCCGACUCGGUUCUACAGUCUUUAUUCGACACAGUGCUUAAGCCGGACUCUAAGCGACCGCUACAGGUGCCUCUGCGUAUGCGACAGCUUCCAAAGUCAUUCUUUAACCCGCCGUCGACCGGUUCCAAGUCGCCAUCUGUGUCUCACUCGCGAGAAAACUCGGCUGAUUCGGCGUUCGGAUCGUCGUCAGCGACAGGCGCAGCACCGGUGUCUCACUCUAGAGCGCACUCGUCGCCAGCUAGUUUACAACAGACUUAUGCAGCAGGACAACCGACUCAGCCGGCACCUUUACAUCAUCAGCACGCAAAACAGAGGUCUUAUGAUGUUGGCACACAUAUUCCAGAUGAUCUUGGUCCGCUGCCAUCCGGUUGGGAACAAGCUCGCACUCCAGAAGGACAGAUUUAUUAUCUCAAUCACAUAACAAAGACUACGACGUGGGAAGACCCGCGCAAGACCCUUGCGGCGCAGAGCGCCGAGACCCUUCUCACACAGACCGCAGCCCCACAGACUAUAGCCACUGCGACACCGGCAGCAGCGAAGAGUACAAGUAGUAACACGACAACAGACCCGCUGGGGCCGUUGCCUGAAGGUUGGGAGCAGGCGGCCACGCCGGAGGGAGAAAUCUACUUCAUCAAUCACGCCGCUCGAACCACGUCCUGGUUCGAUCCUAGAAUACCGCAACAUUUGCAGCGCACACCAGUGGCGGGAGCAGGCGCCGCGGGCGGCGGCUGGGCGAACGCUUCACUUCAGGCUUGCCAGCAGAAGCUCCGCUUGCAGUCCUUACAACUGGAACGGGAGAGGCUCAAGCAGCGACAGCAGGAGAUUAUGCUCCAGCAAGAGUUAAUGGGCCGGCAAUCGACUUCGAUCGUGUCCUCGCUGGCCAGUAGCGCGGGGACCGUUGCUAACACCGAGCUGCCGUUGGACCCGUUCCUUUCGGGGCUGACUGAUCACCAACGGCAGGAGUCCGCGGACAGCGGGCUCGGGAUGGCUGUGAACCCUUCCUACUCCAUGCCGCACACGCCUGAGGACUUCCUCGCCGGUAUGGACGACCGCAUGGACUGUACAAGCGAAGCCGGUGCUAACCUCGAUCCCACUGAUAUCACGCUCGGUGAUAACAUCGACUCUACAGAUGACCUGGUGCCUUCAUUACAGCUAGGCGAAUUCACCAACGACAUACUACUGGACGACGUACAAUCCCUGAUAAAUUCAACACCGAGCAAGGCCGACAACGUUCUCACUUGGCUGUAG